CAUGUCUGGCCUGGAUUUUCAUAUAUAAUAAUAGGAUUCAUGGUGUCGGUUAAUAUGCCAUAUUGCGCAAAAAUUUACCAAAAUUCCGUCAAAUAUGACUCUCACGGGCAUGGUAGUGACGUCGUCGUCAUCGUUUCAUAAAGAUAGAAAGAGUAACCCAAACUCUCUUUUUGUGACGCAACACGUCUCCUGAAAUUUGAAAGAGAGAAAACAAUUUCUUUUCACGCUCAAAAGUAGUGAGUCAGCUUGCAUAGGAUAUAUUCCGAUGCGAAUAGACUGAAGCUUCAUUCUAAUUUUUGCUGUUCGAAAAUUUACUUUCAUCGAAGCAAAGUUGACGAAAUUCUUGGAUUCGAAAUGAAGAUUCCGAUUCGACACAGUUUCAUCGGACUCAUACUGUUGAUGGAAGCUUGUUUACUGAUUAAAGGAGAGGAAUGCUGGAUUCCUAUGAUUUGCGACGAUCAACCUACUUGGAGAGAACUUACGAAUGGACAGUGCACAAAAGAAGAAGAGAAAGCUUUGGAAGCUUUAACGGAACGAUUAGACGGGAUGAAAAGUGAGCUCAAUCAAUUAGAAAAGGCGUUGGAAGAAGCAGAGACGAACUCAGUGCAGCCCUCUGUUGUAGGAGUCAAAGAAACGACCAAUCCCCAGGGUAACAAAGUCAAGAACACGACGCGCUCUUCAACCGUUCCUGCUACAUCCCCGUGGUCAACUAAGGAAGCCUUUCUGUCUACUGUGCUCCCACAAACUACAAAAGUCGAACAGAGUACAGUUACAGUACGUACCUGCCCAGCACCUGAAGCUCUAGACAACGGGAUUGUGGACCUUGCGACCGCACCUGACUUAGAGUUUGGUCAAACAAUCGAAUAUUCAUGCAAUGCUGGAUACGUUCUUCAAGGAUCAAACAUGGGAAAAUGCGGAGAAAAUGGAACCUGGGGGGAAGUGCCCACCUGCGUAGUCGAUCUUACUUGUGAUUUUGAGUCUUCAACCAACCCUACAUGCGGCUACAUGAGAGUUAAUGGAACAUUUGAAAGGACUAAGGACAUUACAGGUUAUGUUCUUGCUGGUAAUGGUACAAUCAGAUCCUUACCCAAGGCUUUGGCUGGCAAUGAGGAACUAUGCAUGAGUGUCGACAUAAAAGGAUCAUCUGAUGGAGAACUGGUGGCCAAGGUUCACAAUGGAACUGUAACGAAAGCAAUCUGGCCGUUUUCUUCCUCGACCACCUGGAAAACCGAGAAAUUUGUUUUAAAGAAAGUAAACUCUACAGAUACCGAGGUCCAACUUGUGCUUGACGCAUCCGGGAAUGUAGAGUUAGACAACAUAACAACUUUGAACUCUUCCGAAUGUUAUGGUUUUGCUACACCAUGUGCUAAGCGAAAUCUUGAGAAGGGAACAAUUUCUCCUGAGCAGGAAUUGUACAGUCAAGAUCAGGAGGUCAGUUACUCUUGCAACUAUGGUUACACUUUGGCAGGGGGACAGACAGGAACAUGCAAAGCUGACGGUUCAUGGUCCACAACACCAGUGUGCACUCCUAUACAAUGUGCAAAGCAAAAUCUUGAGAAGGGAACAAUUUCUCCUGAGCAUGAAUUAUACAGUCAAGAUCAGGAGGUCAGUUACUCUUGCAACUAUGGUUACACUUUGGAAGGAAAACAGACGGGAACAUGCAAAGCUGACGGUUCAUGGUCCACAACACCAGUGUGCACUCCUAUACAAUGUGCAAAGCGAAAUCUUGAUAAGGGAACAAUUACUCCUGAGCAUGAAUUAUACAGUCAGGGUCAGGAAGUCAGUUACUCUUGCAGCAGUGGUUACAUUUUGGCUGGGGGGCAGACGGGAACAUGCAAAGCUGACGGUUCAUGGUCCACAACACCAGUGUGCACAAAAUGUGGAGUUGUCUAUGAUUUAAGAUGUUUUCGAGCGAUCGUUUAUGGCGUGGGAAACGUCUCAUUAAGCGUCGCUGAAUUUAUUUGCGAAAACAAAUUGGCCAACAUUUAUGACGUCACACACUACAACCGGGUUGUUGAUUAUUUACGAUCAAUGAUUCCUGAUGGGCGAUCAUGGAUUUGGAUUCGUACAGGAAUGACUUACGAGAACGGUCAGCUGUAUUCAACGACGGGCCAAGCUAUGUCUCUACCAACUGAGGUUUGGCAUAAUGGGUAUCCGGAUUCCGGUGCAUCGUACACAACUGUUGUUGUUGAAGUCAAUCAAAACCCGGAUGAUCAAGGGAUUUUUAAUGAUUCUCCUUCCUAUGCACAUUACGGAGCCAUCUGUGAAAAUGAAUUAUAACUCUGUUCAUUGAAUGAUCGAUAAACAAAAACUGUAAAAUUACUCGAGUUUGAGAGUUAUUGUUAUUCACCCUAGUAGCCUAUUUGAAACUUUAAAUUACUAUUUCCACAGUUGAACAUACAUAUGCUAUUCUCGAAUAUUCUUUAGCCACAUGCAGCUUGAAUUUACAGCCCAAGAACAAGCAUAUGAAGUAAAUAGAUCCUGCAUGCGGUAUGUAACUCUCAUAUGGGAUACAGUUGGGUUGUAGGGUAAUUACUUAACACUUGUAUCAGACGGUUAAUUUACCGAAACUUUUAUUUAAAACGUCACGAUGAUAAAGAGUUUGCAUAAAAGCCUGAGGUGUUUUAAAUUCUCUCUCAGAAUAAGGCUCCGCACAGUCUGUCGCUUAUACUUGGAAAACUAUGAAUCGUUUGUUUUGGCUCCGCUGGAACUGUGAUACAUAGAUCACAAUGAAUGUGAGAUACAUAAGUGACAAGCAGUCUGUUGGAAAGUUGUAUAAUCGCAUGACAUUGUUGAAAGCAAUGUUGAACCGAUGCGAUUUUAAUAAUGCAAACUUAUUCAAAUUGUCUUUUGGGAUUUUCUUGGGUAGGAAUUUUAUUAAAACUGCAUUCAUUGUUAGAUUUUUACCAAACAAACUCUUUUUUAUUUCCUAGAUGUGUUCAAGAAAUGUUUGAAAUAUUAUUUCAACUCAAUUUGCUUCUGAUUGAAUAUAAAUAAUCUUGAAAAGUUGGCGAUUUGGUAUAUUCAAAUAUAUAUUUUAUUUUCAAGAAAUUCCAUUAAAUCACAAAAUGUUUGAUACGCGAUGAAUAACGGUUUUGUAUCUGUAACUUCUAAAUAUCUGAAAAAUUUAAGUUCCAAAUAUUAUAAAAAGACGUAGUCUUCGAAUAUUUGUCAUUGAACCCUGUUUUGAUAAGGCUUUGAUAUCGGAAAAAUUCACAAUCGACUCUGAAAAAAUCAAAUUUUGAUAAAAAAAACUUUGGUAAAUGCAAACAUUUCUCAAUGGACAAUUCCGAAUGCUCAGUAAAUCAAAGCUUUUUGAAUUUAUAAGCAAGUUUUGAAACAUUGAAAAUCUACGAUUCCGACAAAUUCAGACUACUGCUCUCGUUUUAUCUUGCUCAACUCCGAUUCCA
Messenger RNA from Styela clava, 3410 nucleotides. NCBI's taxonomy places the organism in Eukaryota, Metazoa, Chordata, Ascidiacea, Stolidobranchia, Styelidae. The record is from RefSeq and is a predicted model, not a curated record.